Messenger RNA from Chelonus insularis, 1626 nucleotides. RefSeq lists its product as uncharacterized. Bases 376 to 1515 code for a protein of 379 amino acids. The record is from RefSeq and is a predicted model, not a curated record. Lineage: Eukaryota; Metazoa; Arthropoda; Insecta; Hymenoptera; Braconidae. The transcript is spliced from 2 exons.
UUUACGAGUUUCAUGGGAUGGACGACUGUUUAAGUUUUAUUAAAAAUUCACCUUCGACAUCGACAAAGCAUACGAGAACUCUUAUGCACAUUGAAUUGAAGGAAAAAAUUUAAUACUUUGAUAGAAAGUCCAAAUAUUUUAUUAGAAACUCUAUAGAAUUUAAUCAAGUCUCAUUUAAUUGGUGAUAAACAAAAGAAAUCAACUGAUAAACAAAACAGUACUAAGAAUAAGGAAUAGUCCGUUUAUUUUGAUUUUUCUAUCGCUAAAAACUCUUCACAUUGUAAAUUUUUGAGGUUGAUUUCAUCUUUAACAUUUUCGAAUAACAACACUGGCCAGGAUAAUUGUUUUCAUAGUAUCACGGAGAAAUGAUAAAGAAUGAUGGAAGAAACUGAUAAAAACGAUCAUUCAAGUUGGUCAGAAACUGAUUCUUCUAAUCAAGUUUCCUCAAAUUCCGCUAAAAAACGACUCAAAUCUGGAAGAGAUAGGAAAGAUUCUGGGAAAAAAGUAAGAUUUUCAGAUCAACUUGAUAACAUGUCAAUUGUUAGUGAAUACGAAGACGUCAAUUCAACAUCAUUCAAUACAACAGGAGGGGAAGAAUUCUUUGAAACAUGUCAAAGCUUCUCCGAAGUAAAAGACUUACCAAGUCCUGAUUCAAAUCUGAAACCCAGUAUAGAUUGGAAGAAUUCUGAAGACGAAAAAAAUAACAUAAGUAAUGAAAUGAAGGAAAUAAAGAAAUUAGUUAAAGAAAAUAAUUGUUCGUCAAACUCUUCAAAAGUAGUUAUGAUGGUGCUGAUGGAAAAGACAGGAGAUAUUAGUGUUGAAGAAUUAUCUCCGAUUAUAAAUUCUAGUUUAAAGAAACUAGAAUCAAUUGUGUCGCAAUCCUCAUCAAAUAAUGCACAAGCGCAACAAAAUAAAGAGAACAAUGGACUCACAAUAGUUUCAGUAGAUAGUUACACACGUUUAUCAAGUGUCGAGUGUUAUGAAACAUCUGAACCAAUAAAUAAACCUCAAAAGAAUCAACAAGCUGUUAAACAUAGCAGUAAUAAUGGUGGAAUCUUCGCUGCAGUCGCUAACGUUUUUAAAAAUGCUAUAAAAAAUUUAUCAGGGGUAGCUACGACAAAGAACUCGACGAACAGUAUUAACUCUCCUUCAACAUCAUUUUUACAUUCGCCAAUUCAACAUUCUACUCCAAUCAUUCAAAAUGAUCUUUUUAUUCAAGGAUCUCGAUCAUGUAAACGACCUAGGGAAGAAAAUGCUUUGGUUGAUAGAUUUAAUAUUGAAAAUUCUAAUUCAUUGAACAUUGUCCAAAGUCCGCUUCAAAAAAAAGCUCGAAGAUGGUAUAAAGGUAUUCGUGGUCGUCAACCCAUUGAUAGAAUGAAAGAUUAUUCAUAUCCAAAAGGAAUUUCUCGUGAAACUCAACGUUUCCAACAAGGUGCCUUAACGGUUAAAAAUAUGAUUCUUCCACUUCCUGCCAGAGCAUUUCAAGUAGAUCAAAGUACUCAAACUGAUUUUUAAUAUGAUGAUAGCAAUUAUUAUUUUUUUAAGAGUUAUGUAAUACAAUUACAAUUGAUAAUUAUUAACAUUUACUUUAUUAGAUAUUUAAAGAGUUUAUUAAAAGCAUGAAAA